Molecule: messenger RNA, 1740 nt
Organism: Plasmodium gonderi
Lineage: Eukaryota; Apicomplexa; Aconoidasida; Haemosporida; Plasmodiidae
Exons: 1
Coding region: 1-1740 (579 amino acids)
Source: RefSeq, a predicted model, not a curated record
AUGGUAAACAAUUCAGUACUAUUUAAAUCCUUCGUAGUUGGAUCUCCUCUUGGGAUAUUACUAUUUAAUGAAAUUAGAAGGAUUAAAAAUUUAAGAGACGAGGAGAAGUUAAGUAAAAGUUUGUUUAUAAAAAAUUUUCAAAAAGGUAACAUUACAAAGGAAGAAGAAAAUGGAAAUUCUUACAAAACUAAUAAACACAUUUUUGAAGGAUUAAAUUCCACACACAAUGAUGAAGAAGUGUUGAAUUACUUUUAUGGGAAAGCAUGGGGAUAUACGACUGAUUAUGAAAUUGACCAGAGUUUAAAUACAGGGGACUUGGUUUUUAUAAAACACGAUUUAGAGAGUGUAAAUUUUUUUAGAAAAGUUCUACUUAAAUUGAAUAGGUAUAUACAAUAUGGCAGUGGCAAUGGAAAUGGUAAUGGAAAUAGUAGCAAAGUGGAAGACUAUGAUGAAGUAGGGAUUAUUUUAAAAAAGCAUAACAUCAGUUAUAUAUAUAUGCAAAAUAUUCUUAAUGGGAAAGAGAAAUUAAUUCGAUAUUCUCAUUUUUUACAAAAAUAUAAACCUUCUGUUUUAUCUCUUAGAAGAUUUAUAACGGAUGAUGAACAUAUAAAAAAGGAGCUACAUAAAAAUAUAGUACAAAGCAUACAAAAGGAUCAAAUAAAUAAAUAUCAUCACUCUAUUUUCUUUAAUUUAUUAUACAAUUUUUAUAAACAAAAAAUACGUCAUAUACAUAGAAACGUGGCAUCUUCCCCCUCCUUACAACAAAAAAAGGAUUGUCUUUGUAGUGACAAUAAUACAAUGUGCAAACAAAUAAGUUCCUAUAUAGACAUGAAUAACUUAAUGAAUAUAUUAAAAUUUAGAUCUUUUAAUUUAUUCUUUUAUUUUGUUGCAUACUUAAAUGAACAUGCUUUUAAAAAUAACAGUUCUGCACGUGAACAUGAACAUGUAAUUUUACAAGGUAUCUCCGCGGAUAUUCAAAAGGAGGGGUUAAAAUAUGACAUUCCAAAAAUUCAGAAUAAAAAUGGGUUACAGUUUUAUGAGUUCCCACUAAAUAAUUCUCUAACAAGGUUUGAAUUUAUUAAGAGUGAUUGUGAAGAGUUGAAGUUGGACGAUAGAAGAGUCUACAGUGAUGAUAGCACCUUUGGUAGCAAACGUGGAAGUAUCAAAAGAAACAUCAUUGAAAGCACCCGUGGCGAUAAUUUUGAAUCUUCUCAUCCCCCACACGAAACCAUAAAAGAAAUCGAAAAAUUCCUCACGGUACUUUUAGAAAAUGAAUAUACGCUAAUUGAUUUUACGGAAUAUUUAAACAAAGUAUUACAAAAAGGACACAAACUAAGCAAAAGUCAGGAGGAAGAAAGUAAUCAAAAAGUGGAUAAUUAUGACGAUGCUGGUAAUAACAGAACUCAUUCGAAUUAUUUCGUAAAUAAAAUAAAUUUCUAUAGUGAAAAAAUUUACACAAUGUUUAAAAAGUUCAUCAUGCCAAAUUCUCUUUCUCAUUCGCAUUCUCAUGUUUACGAAAUAUACAGAAAUACGAGUUUGUUGCCGUCCAUAAAAAAUUAUCAUCCAUCUCCUUGUUUCUUUUUAUGCUUAAAUAAUUUUUAUAAGCCCAUAAACGAACAAAAUAUGCAACAGGAUAAGUUCAUCGUACCUAAAUUGAGCAAUUUGUUUCAUGUAAGACAGGAAGAACCCGAGAAAUUGCAGAGAUAUUUUUAUCAGUUUAAUAGGGUCCCAAAGUCGUAG